AGAACGGCAAAAUCUAGAGGGAGGUGGAAGCAACAACAAAUUAGGUGAUGAAGAAAAUUGUUGGUUGAAGCCAUAUACAGCCACCACCACUACUAAUGGAUUCCACCACCAACAAUAAAAAAAUUUCUUCAUGUAACAUUGUGAAGAUUUUCCUUUGUUUCUUAGCGGUUGCUCUUUUAUAUCACCUCCUUUAUCACUCUUCUUACCCUCUCCAAUUCUUUCCUAAUUAUAAACCUGUUUCCUCAUUGGCUUUCGACUCGAACUAUGUAAACACAACUCCGUCAUCAAAUGGCUCCGCGGCUGGAAAUUUGCCUCAUCACUACAAUGAUACUACUGCCAAUGUUUCUGCACAAGGAUCAAAAAAGAAGAAGAAGAAGCAGCAAAAAAGCAAGUUAGAUAAAGUGUUAGAGAAAGCAGCAAUGGGAGACAAAACAGUGAUAAUAACAGCUCUAAAUGCAGCAUGGACAGAGCCAAACUCCAUAUUUGAUAUUUUCUUGAAAAGCUUUAGAGUUGGAAACCAAACAAAACCACUUUUGAAACAUGUAUUAGUUGCAGCUUUGGACCAAACCGCAUAUACUCGUUGCUUGGAGAAACAACUUCAUUGCUAUGCACUCACUACAAAAGGUGUUGAUUUCUCUGGUGAGGCUCUUUAUAUGAGUGAGGAUUAUUUCAAGAUUACAUGGAGGAAAAUUUAUUUUCAGCGUAUUGUUCUUGAGAUGGGAUAUAACUUCAUUUUCACGGAUGGUGAUAUAUUGUGGCUUCGACAACCUUUUGUACAUUUUUAUCCGGAUGCCGAUUUCCAAAUUUCUUGCGACCAUUACUCGUACGACUAUAAGAACUUGAACAAUUCACCAAAUUCCGGUUUUCACUAUGUCAAAUCAAAUCAACGUACCGUCCAAUUUUACAAAUUCUGGUACAAUGCAAGAGAGGCUCAUCCAGGAAAACACGAUCAAGACGUGCUCAACAUGAUCAAAUUCAACCCAUUCAUCAAAGAUAUUGGACUGAAAAUAAGAUUUUUGGACACUGCUCUAUUUGGGGGAUUUUGUGAGCCAAGUAAAGAUCUCAAUCUUGUUUGCACAAUGCAUGCAAAUUGUUGUAUUGGAAUUGAUAAUAAAAUGCAUGACUUAACAAUGGCGCUAGAUGAUUGGGAAAAGUAUAUGGCUUUGCCUGGUGAUGAAAGGGUGUCAAAGCCACAAACUUGGACUGUCCCAAGAAUCUGUGGUUAAAUUGAGUUAUUAAAAGAACAAUCUAUCUUCUUCUAUUUUUCAUGGUCCGUGUAAGUGUACAAUCCUUCAUAUAACUUUUUUUCUUAGUCUUUUUUAUUUAUAUUGGUAUUUUCUCAGUCUGUUCUUUUUCUUUUUAUUUCCUUUUGAGUAUUUUCUCUUAUUAUAAUAUAUUAUUAACUAAUAUUCAUUUACCGUGUAAAAAAAGUUUACACUAUCAGAUCAUUUAUGUUUGUUGCAGCAGGUAACUUGCCUUAUGUUCAAGAUUACCAAUCUCACUUUU
This is a messenger RNA of Lycium ferocissimum, 1506 nucleotides long. RefSeq lists its product as uncharacterized. The coding region runs from base 96 to 1226 and encodes 376 amino acids. NCBI's taxonomy places the organism in Eukaryota, Viridiplantae, Streptophyta, Magnoliopsida, Solanales, Solanaceae. The record is from RefSeq and is a predicted model, not a curated record. The transcript has 3 exons.